ACACGCCUAUUUCACGUACAUAUAAGGCAAUGAUUGUAAAUAUGCAUGAGCAUCGCCAAGAUAUUUAGUCAAUCGCAACGAUCAAAUCUUCCAAAUCGUGGCCGCUGUUUUGCCGUUCUAGAAUGUCUGGUGAAUUCAAUCCUGUCUCUAGAGGACAUGAGUACAGCCACAAGUAUGAUGAGGUUGAUGCAAUUUGUCAAAAUAUCCGUAACCAGACCAGCUAUCAGCCUACGAUAGGGGUCAUCUGUGGCUCAGGGCUCUCAUCUUUAGGAGAUCUAGUCACUGAAAAGACCGUCAUACCAUAUGAGAAGAUUCCCCAGUUCCCUAGAAGCACAGUUCCUGGACAUCAGGGCCAGUUAGUGUUUGGUCGUCUCAAUGGCACCACUGUCGUCAUGAUGCAAGGGCGGACUCACCUGUACGAGGGUUACGACCCAGGCCAGAUCACUCUUCCAGUGCGUGUGAUGGUACAUCUUGGCAUAAAACACCUGGUGGUUACCAACGCUGCUGGUGGCUUACGCCAAGACUGGAAUGUUGGUGAUAUCAUGGUCAUAAAGGAUCACAUCAACUUGGCUGGCUUGACUGGACUUAGUCCAUUGCGUGGCUGUAAUGAUUCCAGGUUUGGAUUGAGGUUUCCUGCCCUGUCAGAUGCCUACAAUAAAGACUUACAGAAGCUGGCCCUAGAGACGGCAUCGGAGCUUGGAUUUGCUGAUUUUACUCGUAAUGGAGUAUAUUGUGCACAAGUUGGCCCUUGUUUUGAGACACCAGCGGAAUGCAGGUUUCUGCAAAAUGCUGGCGUGGAUGCAAUUGGCAUGAGCACGGUGCACGAGGUGUCUGUGGCUAGGCAUGCAGGCGUCACUGUACUGGGAAUAUCACUAAUUACCAACAUUGCAGUGCUUGGCUAUGGCGAUAACGAACAGCCAGCCAAUCAUGAGGAAGUACUGGAGACAGGCAGAAGACGAGCAAGUGAUAUGCAGAAAUUAGUGUCAACAAUUCUCCAAAAGCUUAACUAGCAAUGCGAUUUUAUUAGGAAAUUAUGAUUCUUGAAAAUGUUUGGGACAAAAGCAAUACUGUACACAGAAUAUUUUCUUUAAAAAUUGGUUAUGUAAUGUUAUUGGUUAUGUAAAAACCAUGCAGUAUUUAAUCUGACUCUAUUUGUGAAAUGGUGGUUUUUACAAAAUUAUGACUUUGCUCUGUUUUAAUGGUGGUCAUUUGGAUACUUCAUUGGGGUUGUUUUAUUUAGUAUUUUGUGGGGAGAGGGGGACCCUGUUGAAUGCAGUCAAAGCAUAAAACUGUUAGAAUUUUAAGCUUGGCAAGUCUGUAUACUCAUUUGGCUCACAAUGGAUAAUAUAGUAUAUGAGGUACCAAAGCCGCUUGUGAACUUAUUUAAAACCAGGGAUUUAUUUGAAAACACAGGUAGGUAUUAAUAAAACUCUCAGUGCCAUCAGUUUGACUUAUUAGUAAUUUCAACCCAUGUAGUCUUUUACAUUUUAAUAAAAAUGUAUAUUCUUGUGAGAA
Molecule: messenger RNA, 1515 nt
Organism: Nematostella vectensis (starlet sea anemone)
Lineage: Eukaryota; Metazoa; Cnidaria; Anthozoa; Actiniaria; Edwardsiidae
Product: purine nucleoside phosphorylase
Exons: 6
Coding region: 123-1010 (295 amino acids)
Biological process (GO): nucleoside metabolic process
Cellular component (GO): cytoplasm
Molecular function (GO): purine-nucleoside phosphorylase activity
Source: RefSeq, a predicted model, not a curated record